CAAUGCUUGCACCACAAACGAAGGCACAUCGGGCACUUGUUUGUCGCGCUUUAAUUGUAUGCGUCAGGGUGGCAUGCCGAAAGGAUACUGCAGCACCUAUGGCGUGUGUUGUGAAACAAAUCUACAAUGUGGCCAAAUUUCCAGCUCUAAGCGUAUAAUCAUCAAAAAUCCCAUUCAACUACCGAACGUGUGCCAAUAUGUGAUUGCGCCCUACAGCAGCAAUGUUUGUCAGUUACUCAUUGAGUUUGAACAGUUCGAAUUGAAUCAACCGACCAAUGAUGCGACUCUUGGCACCUCAACUUGCGGUGACAGAUUUACAGUUGGCAGCUUUACGAUAUGCGGCGAAAAUAGUGGUCAACAUAUAUAUUUGCCCUACGAUGUUGCGGCGGGUGCCACGCAAGUUACAUUGGAAUUUUCAUUUUCAACAAAAUGGGCACAAUCCUCAUGGAAUUUGGUGAUCACACAACUGGAGUGUCCACAGCCAAGGAACCGUUUCGGGGCCAACAGUAUGGUAAUGCCAUUCAUGGGUCAAACAAACUUACAAGAUAUACGUAAGAUAUUCUCAGCGAAACAUAGCGAUUGGGAAUUACUAGCGCCAACCGGCUGUAGUCAGUACUUCCGUCAACCGACAGGUACAAUUAAAAGCUUCGGAGAUAUAUAUUAUAUGCAAAAUCUACAAUAUACAAUCUGUAUAAGACCGUUGCCCGGGUCUUCGGUGAUCGAAUACACAGUGAAUAGGUUUUCUUUAUCAUCGGAGCAAACUAAUAAUUUCUACGACGAAAAUUGUCACCCGAUGAUAUUAACCGAUGGUCGACAAAACGAUUAUCUCAUGAUAUGGAAUGCGAUAUUUAAAGACGAUGCAAGCAUGCAGCCGACCUACUUUUGUGGACAGGCUCUGACCGCCGGUCAGGAACUAAUUGCAAGCGCACCGUAUCAGAUGUACUUUAAUAGUGAUGAGCAGUGGAGUACUGUGGAAACCGGGUUUAGCAUAUCAUAUCGAGUGAAAUCAGCUAUAAGUUAAUAACAUCGCUUUGAGUCAACUUGCUUAUGAUUUUUCGUGCAUAUUUAUUGGUAACAUUAAGAUUUUUUAUUAAAGGAGCAAAGGUUUCAAAUUAAUAAAUGAAAAUUUUAAAAA
Bactrocera oleae (olive fruit fly) is the source of this 1135-nucleotide messenger RNA. RefSeq lists its product as uncharacterized. NCBI's taxonomy places the organism in Eukaryota, Metazoa, Arthropoda, Insecta, Diptera, Tephritidae. The record is from RefSeq and is a predicted model, not a curated record.